UACUUCCGCCCAAGGAGAAGGCUUGCUGUUCGAUCGCGAUUUUUAGCAUUUGUUGAUCGCGAACAUAGAGAGUGAUGGAGGCCGACGGGAUCGUAGUGGUCGGCGUCGGCUGUCGGUUUCCUGGCGCUGACAAUCUUGACGAGUUUUGGCGAGUGCUUCAAAACGGUGAAAACCACGUGAUUGAGGUUCCACCGGACCGCUGGAACGCUGACCAUUAUUAUGACCCAGACAAAAAUGCACCUGGCAAGAUGUAUGUGCGACAAGCAGGAUUCAUUCCCGGAUUUGAGGAAUGGGAUAAUGGUUAUUUCGGAAUAUCGGACGAAGAAGCUAUCACCAUGGAGCCCCAACAACGGAUUGUCCUGCAGUGUGUUGACAUGGCCGCACAGGACGGAGGCUUCACUAGACUUGACUUGCAGAAGGGAACUACUGGCGUAUACAUAGGGUCAAUGACUCACGACUACAACAUACAAGGCACGGACGAUGUGCUUGCACUCGGCACAUAUUCCGUUACUGGAAGUCACUCCAGCAUCAUCAGUGCGCGGGUGUCGUAUGUAUAUAACCUGACUGGCCCGGCACUGACCAUUGACACUGCGUGUUCCUCAUCCCUUGAGGCAAUUCACCUAGGAUCACAGGCUCUACUUACAGGCGAUUGCGACACAGCUAUCUGUGGUGGUGUGAACUAUUUGUUGGAGCCUAAUCUGUUCGUGGCUUUGAGCAAGGCCCGGAUGCUGUCGCCAAGUGGGCAGUGCAAGGCGUUCACGAGAGAGGCAGACGGCUAUGUGAGAGGCGAAGGGUGUGGCAUCGUCAUCCUCAAACGUCUGCAAGAUGCUCAGCGUGACGGCAACAAAAUAUGGGGCAUGGUAAUGUCAGGUACCAACCAGGAUGGGCAACAUGCGCAGCCAAUUACGAAACCUGCCCAAGAUCAGCAGCAAAAGUUGAUCAAACAAAUAAUCACAAAGUUCCAUAUAGAUAAGAGCAAGAUUCAAGUUAUAGAAGCACACGGUACGGGCACUCCAGUUGGAGAUCCGGUAGAAUGCAACGCGCUGGGAACGGUACUUGGUUCCGAUGAUCACAGAAAAUUCAUUGGAUCAGUGAAGACAAACAUUGGUCACUUGGAAGCCGCUGCAGGAGUAGCCGGUCUAAUCAAAGUUCUGCUGAUGAUGAAACACAGAAUCGUUGUACCCUCUUUAUGGUACAGACCAGACAAUGAAAAUCCAAAAUUACGGCUCAGCGAACAUGGCUUCGUGGUACCAACAAAAUGCGAAGAGUGGAUUCCAGAAGACAAUUAUGAAAGACUAGCAUGUGUGAAUAGCUUUGGUUUUGGUGGGACGAACGUCCAUGUUGUCGUUCGCGAAAUCAUAUCUGAUGCCAACAGCAUCAAGACUUUUGUCAGCAUCCUUCCUCCUAUCGUUGCUAUAACCGCUCGAGACCAUAAUACCGUGCGUUUGAACGUUCAGCAUCUGUUACGGAAACUUCAGACAAAGGAAGUAGACAUGCAAUCACUUUCCUAUACGACUACUUGCAGAAGAGAUAUUUUUCAGUGUCGUGAAGCCUUCUUGGCUGUGGAUCAAGCAAAGCUGGUGAAAAGAUUAAAACAGUAUCUUGAAAGAAAACGUAUUUCCGACGUAUCAAGCGGGAAACCAAAAGUUGUAUAUGUUUUCUGUGGAGUAGGCACUGUAUGGCAAGACAUGGGAUAUUCACUUCUAGAAGAUGCAUCUUUCCGUAAUGAGUUAGAAGACAUCGACCAUUACCUAACACCAAUGACCGGAUGGUCGAUAAAAACUAAGUUUUUGGAAAAGUCAGCCGAAUUCCUGUCUGACCCUUGCGUGUCCCACAUCGCCAUAUUCUGCUACCAAGUUGCCUUGGCUGCCAUCUGGACGCGUUUUGGUGUAACGCCAGACGCCGUGAUUGGCCAAUCAGUUGGCGAAGUUGCUGCAGCCUACGUUGCCGGCUUUCUCAAUUUGGCUUCGGCCGUCCAGGUGAUAUAUCAACGAUCAAAGCAUUUGGCGUCCGUUACUACUGGAAAAAUGAUUGUGGUGCGAAAUCUAGAUAUAAACACCAUAGAAAAGCAUUGUCAAGAGACCAAAGACAUAGAAAUUGCUGUAUUUAACAGCAAAAAAUCGUUUACACUUUCUGGAUGUGAAAAUGUGAUUGCACAAUUUGUUGAACAGAUCCCAAACAUUUGCCCAGACGCUGUUGUCACUCCAAUUACUGCUUCAUGUGCAUACCAUAGCAGUUACGUAGAUUUUGCAGCGAAGAUGGUGCAAACCACUGUAGGUAAACUUGAAUCUCAACAGAAAACCAUUCCUAUGAUUUCCACCGUAACCUGUGAAGCAGUAAGCAAAGAACUUAUUUGCUCUCCUGAAUACUGGCAACGAAAUGUACGACAGCCUGUACGAUUCGCAGAUUCCGUGGUUAACAUUUCAGACCCCAGUCGCAAAACUGUUUAUCUAGAGAUCGGACCUAGACCUGUACUUGGACCGCAUCUCAAUAAUAUAUUUACAGAAGAAAAAACAGCAAUAUGCGUUCCAAGCAUUUUAAAGAACCAAGAGUCAUCUGCCUUAGGAAAUGCAGUAUGUCAGUUAUUUAAUUAUGGGGUUGAUUUUAUAUGGAACAAGUUAAUACCAAAAAGUAAAUGUUUGAGCGAUUUACAGUUUCCUCAAAGAAGAAGAAACGAACUCCUGCGUGUCUGGAAAACUACGCUUCGAACACAAGGCAGAGACAUUGAAAGAGAAUUACACCCGUUUGUGGUCCCCAGCAAAUUUGGAAAUGACAGUUGGCAUGUUCACUUAAUGCAAGCGUCCACCUUGUUCUUGACUGAGCAUCUCGUGAGAGGCCAAAUCGUUGUUCCCGGUGCAUUCUUUUCUGAAAUUGCUUUUGAAAUCGGGAAAACGUUUUUUGGAAAGAACCACUCAUUGAAAUAUAUCGAUGUUUCUCUUGAGUUUGUUAGACAAGUGAAAGUGGAGAAAAGCAAUCGCGACCCUCUAGUAGUUUCCAUCAAAGCAUACGCGCCAAAGGAGGUGUUUUUUCAUAUAAAUUUCGGUCAAAACGUUGUUUGCAAAGGAUGGACAAGGCCCGUUGAAAUCAGCGCAGAGAAAAUCCUUGACGUUGAAAAAAUGAAGCUUAGCUUUGUUGGACAUAAAGUAAAUGCUUUGUCAAGGGAUGAACUUUAUGAUCGAUUAAAAGCGUUUGGUUUUGAAUAUGGAAGUGAUUUUCGACUUCUUAUAGGUUCUUUAGUUACAAGCCAGAAGUCAAUUUCGACAAUAAAGUUGACUGACAAUGUCCAAAAGCAAUCAGGAAACUUGACACUUCAUCCAUGUUUGAUCGACGCAAUGCUUCAAUCCACAAUAAGCAUGGCAACUGAUGAAUUAUUGCAAGCAUUUACAACAGAAAAGCUGUUUUUUCUACCAGUUUCAGUGGGGUCGAUCAAAGUUUACAGAAAACCAGAGACGACAAUGACGGUAUUUUCAUACAUAUCCAACACGACAAUACUGGAAACAGUUCGACAGCUUCACUAUAAUAUUGUCUUGACCGAUCAAAAAGGCAACACAAUAGCGGAGAUUCUAAACUAUACAACAUUUAGCAAACGAGGAGCAGCAAGUGUCCCAGCUGAGCUACGCUAUCACAUAGAGUGGCAUGCGGAGUCAUCUAAACAUUUUGGCCAUAAGAAUCCGCGUGUGAAGAAAAUGAUUUUAUUCUGUAGCAACAGUCACAACUCUAUGGUCAAGAAAAAUCUAGAAGAGCGAGGUCAUACGUUCAAAGAACUGACUGCUAAAGAACCUAUUGCAUUGCAGUUGAAAAAUGCCAAGAUGAACGAGUUUGAUGCUGUGGUAAUACUGUUUUACAAACCGUCGCAUGUAGAUUCGCCAAUGUCACUGGAGGGCAAACAAUUGUAUAACAUGAUGAUUGAAAAUUGUAUGAACGUGACGGAAGUAAUAAAAUACUGGCACGAGCUUAACCCUAUUCCUAUAUACAUUGUUACUGAAAACACACAGUCUUCAAUGCUUUCUUCCCCGUGUGAGAUAAACGUAGUUGGUGCAGAACUGUGGGGGUUUGUUCGUUCCUUAAAUGUCGAAUCAGCACUCUAUUACAUAACUAUGAUUGAUACUCAGCCGUCUAUAAUAGACGUGCUUGACCGGGUCGUUAACUUUAUUGAGGACGCAUCAGAAGGUGAUCUUGGCCAUGACACAAUUGUAACACCAGAAACACUGAUGUGUGCACAUUUUUCUCGAAUCCCUCGUAAGCUUAUGACACCUGGUUUUCGCGACUUCGCAACUUCAUCAAUUGUGAAAAAUGAUCCUUUAGCUUUACAGUCAACCGGGCCUGACAUGUAUCUGAGAAAGGAUGGACAAACGCCAUCGCCACCAAAUGACACGUUUGCGUUUUUGGAGGUUCAGACAGCGAUCACUUUUCUGUUCGAUCAGAACAAACAAACGGCUUGCAGAGACUUUGCAAACGAUCCAUAUACGUUGAUAGCACUAGAACAUAUUGGAAGUGUAUCUACAGAUGAAAGCAAGUUUAUGAAGUACGUUGCAUUGUUUUCGUCAAAUGUUCAAACACGAUUGCAUGUUCCAAAGAAAUGUCUUGUCAAAGUGGAUGAUUUGUGCUACUUCAAACCAGGGCUUCUUACGCUCGUUAUGCUGUUCGGCAGAUUUGCCGAUAUAAUCAAAGGUGCAUCAUCGGUUGCUGUUUUUUGUUAUGAUCAGCCUGAGUGGCCACACUUUUUAUUGAGGGAAAUUUUAUCAUCUUCAACUUCAGGUAAAGUAAGCUUUGUUAGACAAAACGACCAUGCCAAGGUUGAUUGCUUGGUAACGUAUGAGCGAAUUGGAGAGCGAGUUCCAUUAGUCCCAUCGAUCUGCAGGAAACUAGUGUGCUUUAAAGAAAACCUUACACCUGGAGAACGAAGAGCGUUGAAGACCUGUCAUGAAUUCACAUUGACAUAUGUAGAGUUAACAAAAAUAUUUACAGUGGAACACAUAGCAGAAAAUUUAAUUAAUACCGUUGAAUGGAUCAAUAACAGUUAUCCAAUGGUACGUGAAGUCUAUGAAAAACAUCCGCUUUUGCGUACACAACUGUCGGAGAUACAAUUAGUUGACGAUCUAAACUCAUGUUACCUUUAUCCCCAGAAGAAAUCUCUCGCUUGCCUUUUUGACAAACAGAGCGUCUAUGUUAUAACAGGCGGGCUCACUGGACUUGGUUGGGAAAUGACCAAACUAUUGACUGAAAUGGGUGCUGGAACAAUUGUUUCAAUCACAAGAAGUCAUGCCUCUGAAGAUCAGAUGGCGGAAAGGCGGGGACUAGAGAAGAAAUAUAAUUGUUCCGUUUUGUCUGUGGUUGCUGACGUAUCGAUAUUAUCUGACCUUCAAACAGCAUUCUUGGAAAUCGACAACUUGACGAAGCCAGCACCAAUUAAAGGAAUAUUUCACGGUGCAGGUGUAGUAGAUGGUAGAUCAUUGAUUAACAUCCACAAGAACAAUUUUGAAAACGUGUUUCGACCGAAAGCUCUAGGGUUGCUUAAUCUACAUGAAGUAACAAAACAGAUGCAGCUGGACUAUUUUGUCGUCGCAUCAUCUAUCAGUGCCUAUGUCGGAAUGAUUGGCCAGGGCAGCUAUGGAGCAGCUAAUUGCUUUAUGGAUGCGUUCAUGGCAUGGCGAAGACAGCAGAAACUUCCUGGACAAACCAUCAAUUGGGGAGCGCUAGCGGUCGGCAUGGCCGCCAGAAGCAAAAUAAGGGAAACUUUUGAAAGCAGAGGCUACCUAUUGAUGUCAGUUGCAGAAAUACGAAGCUGUUUUCAAGAAGCUUUGCUCCAAAAUUCUACUGGAACUAUUUAUGCUCUUGUAAAUUGGGAAAAGGCUGCUAAAGAUCUGAUCAAUUCUCCCAAAACGCCAUUCCAAAUUACUACGCUGAUUAACGAGACUGCUCCAUUAGUGCUCGCUCACAAAGAUCAGGAAGACAACAUUACAUUCUCAAAACUGGAUAAGGAAGCUUUGUCUAGCGCAUCUUUAGCAGAGCAACUAGGAACACUGGAGGUUCUUGUUACUGAAGUUGUAAAACGCGUGAUGGGCCAAGCUGUAGAAAAUUUGAACGAAUCGUUUGUGAACCUCGGUUUCGAUUCCAUGAGUCAGCAACAGAUGAUAAACAUUCUAGACGACUUCACGAGUGUUCGGUUACCAGACACGCAUUUGAUAGAUGAAACGGAUACGGUGAAGAAAGUUAUAGAAUACCUGCAUAAACAGAUGUUUUGUUGAGUGACGCAAAUCAUAGAAUACCUGAAUACACAGAUGUUUGGUUGAGUGACGCAAGCGAUAGAAUACCUUCAUAAACAGUUUAUUGAGUGACAAGAGUGAUUAAAUACAUGCAAAAAAAACUAAACAGAUAUUUGACUGAGUUAAAAAAAACUCUAGACUAUUGCAUAAACAUAUGUUCGGCUGAAUGAAGAAAUUGAAAGACUUUGUGCAUAAAAAGAUGAAUGGCUAAGUAAAGGAAAUAAUUAAUUACGUGCGCAAACAUAUGUUUUACUGAGUAAUGACAGUUAUACAUUACGUUCAUAAACAUAAGUUUGACUUUGCGAAGACAGUUAUACACUACAAGAAUAAACAAAUGUUCACUUAGUGUAGAAAAUUACAAAAAUAUCUGCAUUACCAGAUGUUGAGUUGAGUGAAGAAAGCCAUAGAAUACCUGCACACGUUUGACUGUUUGAAGAAAGUUAAAUUAUGUACACAUUUGCAUUUAACAUGUAUUAACCGAUAUUCGUCUGAGUGCACAAAAGUAUAUGCAAAUUAUCUAAAAUAUUCAACAUUUGUGAUUCAAAUUACAACCUUAUUAGAUGUUCGACUGAGUGAAUAACGUAUUGUACAUAUAAUCUUAAUGACUGUUCAUAUAAUAUGAAAAACCCUGAAUGAUUGCAAAUAACAUCAAUUGUAAUAUUGCUGAGUGAAUCAUGUUAUCUACAAAUAACUUUAAAAGAUGUUGUAUGAGUGAAUAAGGCUAUAUGCAAAUAACCUAAAUAGAUGUUGACUGAGUGAAUAAUUGUAUAUAGAAAAAAAGAUGUUCGCUCAUUGAAUAACGUUCUAUACCAAUAACCUUAAUAGAUGUUGGCUUAGUGAAUAACGUUCUAUACCAAUAACAUAAAAUAAUGUUUGGCUGUGUAAAAAUACAUAGGCCUUAAAAACAUAAGUUUGGCUGAAUGUUUCAAUAUGU
This is a messenger RNA of Dreissena polymorpha, 7200 nucleotides long. Its product is annotated as phenolphthiocerol/phthiocerol polyketide synthase subunit C-like. The transcript has 7 exons. Gene Ontology annotation, molecular function: 3-oxoacyl-[acyl-carrier-protein] synthase activity; fatty acid synthase activity. Bases 75 to 6248 code for a protein of 2057 amino acids. The record is from RefSeq and is a predicted model, not a curated record. Gene Ontology annotation, biological process: fatty acid biosynthetic process. NCBI's taxonomy places the organism in Eukaryota, Metazoa, Mollusca, Bivalvia, Myida, Dreissenidae.